Molecule: messenger RNA, 1604 nt
Organism: Lolium rigidum
Lineage: Eukaryota; Viridiplantae; Streptophyta; Magnoliopsida; Poales; Poaceae
Product: SKP1-interacting partner 15-like
Exons: 1
Coding region: 37-1281 (414 amino acids)
Molecular function (GO): protein binding
Source: RefSeq, a predicted model, not a curated record
CCAUCCCCAAGCCCUCCCCUCGCCCUCGCCCUCGCCAUGCCCGCCUCCGACGACGACCUGGCCCCGCCGCCGCCCAUCCACCACCUCCCGCCCGACGCGCUCAACAACGUCCUCCUCCGCCUCCCUCUCCGUGACGCCGUCGUCUGCCGCCCCGUCUCGCGCCUCUUCCGCGACACCCUCAACGACCCCUUCCUCGCCCUCCUACCCUCGCUCCGCCUCCUCCUGCUCCGCCACCCGCGACCCGACGGUGGGGGCUGCCUCCACGCCUUCGACCCCCACCGCCGCUGCUGGCUCCGCCUACCCUUCACAUCCUUCCUCCCCCACCACUCCUUCUCCCCCGUCGCCUCAUCCGGCUCACUCCUCUACCUCUGGAUCGACAACUCCAACUCCACCUCCACCUCCACCCCCGCUCUACCCUCCCCCUCCCCCUCCACCACCUCCGCCCCCACCUCCUCCUCCGCGCACCCGCCCAAGGCGCUCGCCGUCUGCAACCCCUUCGCAGGCACCUACCGCCUCCUGCCCACGCUCGGAUCCGCCUGGGCGCGCCACGGCACCGUCCUCGCCGGACCAGGCGGCGUUGUCCUCGUCCUCACCGAGCUCGCCGCGCUCUCCUACACCCCGUCUUCGGGAUCUGCCAAAUGGAUGAAGCACCCGCUCUCGCUGCCCUCCAAACCGCGGAGCCCCAUCCUGGCCGCGGGCGCGCGCGCCGUCUUCGCGCUCUGCGACGUCGGCACCCCCUGGCGCAGCCAGUGGAAGCUCUACUCCUGCCCGCUCGCCGCGCUCACCGGCGGCUGGGCGCCCGUCGAGCGCGCCGCCUGGGGCGACGUCUUCGAGAUCCUCAAGCGCCCCCGCCUGCUCGCCGGCGCGGGCGGCCGCCGCGUCCUAAUGAUCGGCGGCCUCAGGUCAUCCUUCGCCAUAGACGCACCCUGCUCCACCGUGCUAAUCCUCCGCCUAGAUCUCGCCACCAUGGAGUGGGACGAGGCGGGCCGCAUGCCACCCAAUAUGUAUCGCUGCUUCACUGGCCUCUGCGAGGCUGCUGCUGCGCAGGGAAGCGCCAUGCCCGCACCCGCUGCCGGCGGCAACAACAAGGUCAAGGUGUUUGGCGGUGAUGGCAAGGUAUGGUUUGCUGGGAAGCGCGUUCGCGGCAAGCUGGCUAUGUGGGAGGAGGACGACGUAGGGACCAGCGGCGGCAAAUGGGACUGGGUCGACGGCGUUCCUGGAUAUGGCGACGGCGUCUACCGCGGCUUUGUCUUUGAUGGAGGAUUCACAGCCAUGCCUUGAAAAGACGGAUCCCACACAGACAGACUGGCCGGUGCGUUAUUAAAUCAAUAUACGCUCAACUUAUCAUUUCUCAUUCAUCUCCGACGUCUGCCUGCCUGUUGCAUCAAGAGGAAUCGCCAAACAUUUUACUUUCAUUCAAACUGCUUCUUUUAGCUUGAUCAAAUACUUCCAAUUGUUCUUGUUGUUGUUGUACUUUAUGAAUGUGGAAUGUUGUUUCAGACAUUAAAAUCCUGUAGACCCUUUGUAUGUCUAGAUGAUGCAUUCAUAGGAAUCAAACGUUUGUUGAUUUUACCUGCUUAUAUAUUAGCCUGCUUGUUUGUUUA